This is a messenger RNA of Drosophila busckii, 839 nucleotides long. RefSeq names its product nuclear envelope phosphatase-regulatory subunit 1 homolog (gene Cnep1r2). NCBI's taxonomy places the organism in Eukaryota, Metazoa, Arthropoda, Insecta, Diptera, Drosophilidae. The record is from RefSeq and is a predicted model, not a curated record. The transcript has 2 exons. Gene Ontology annotation, cellular component: Nem1-Spo7 phosphatase complex; cytoplasm. The coding region runs from base 148 to 540 and encodes 130 amino acids.
AUCUGGCGGGAAAAUAUCCAAAUUGGCAGCACUGCUCACUAGUCAACACUCGGACAAAUGUAAAUCUUAUCAAAAUAAGCCUAAAAUUACAAAAAUAAGCUGGACACGUUCAAACACAAUUACAUCACAGAAGAGGAUAUCGCCGGGAUGGAACCAUCGGCUUGUGAAGAUCUGAAAGCGUUUGAGCGGCGUCUGACCGAAGUAAUUUCCUCGUACAGGCCAUCUACGUUCCGCUGGCGCGUUAUAUUAUCCGCUCUAUCUGUCUGCACUGCAAUCAGCGCCUGGUAUUGGCUGCGAGACCCGCGCACUACGGUUGUUCCACUGACGGAAUCACUCUGGAUACAUCCGAUAUUUACAGUAGCCACAGUUACGUUAAUUGUGCUCUUUAUAUUGGGCAUACAAAAGUUAGUGAUAGCGCCGCAGAUAAUAACUUCACGUACGCGAUCAGUGCUAACAGACUUUGCCCUGGACCUAGAGCCCCACACUGGCAAAUUGAUACUUAAACCGCGUCAAAGCAACAACAAUGGCAACAACUCGUGAACUGAUGCGAGUGAGAUGGACUUAGUUAAUACGACUUCUUAGCGCCUUGCCCUCUUAAUAUGACGACUAUGAUAUGCCUACUUCCAUGAUGACGGCUUAAUCGCAUCCAACACCCUAAGUUUAAUGUAAUCCUAUAAUUAAAAAUUUUAAGUACCUUUUCACUUGGUUAAAAUUAUAUAGAAGCUCCAAUGUACAAAAUACCUUGCUCAUAAGCGUGUUCAUCUGUUUAGUUAUGGCGUUGUUAAUUUCUCUGCUGCCGCAACGAGCAACAUUUUAAUAAAAUGACGUUCAAAUUGAAA